AUGAGUUCUCUUCUCGCGAACUGGGACAACGCGCGAGGCGAUCCGGGGUGGAGCAGCGCUGUCCUGCGGUGGCAGCUUGACAGGCUCAAGGUGAAGAGAAGACGGCGCGUCAAAAAGGAAGAAGAGGAAGACGACGAAGACGCAGAAGGGAAAACGGACGAGCACUCGGAGAAGGAAGAAGAGGAAGAAGGCGAGGGAUUGCUGCGAGAACGGAUGGCGAUGGUGAAUCUGCGGGUCUUCAAAAGUUUCGUCAGGGAGCUGUACAAAACCCUGGUGUCCAUUCCGAUCCCGGAGCAUGCGGUUCGCGCUCUCUUCAACCACUGUCGCCUCCACCCUUCGCUCUCCCUCCCAGCCUCGCCUUCCUCGGCCGCUGAGCUGGCCGACGAGUCUUUUCUUCCCAUCACACCUGGAGAGCUUCAUCCUUCGAAGCUGCUCUAUGCCACUCGCAGUCUUCUUCUCGCCUGGCAACGUCUUGGCGUGAACUCCGCGUCGCUGUCUUCGUCGGCCGCGCCUCACCACCACGCAAGUUCGUUACCCUCUAAAGUCCCCAGUUUCGCAGAGGUGCUCCGGGCUGUAUGUACAGCGGUCGCUGCAUCCUUGCCGCAGAGUGUUUCGUGGGCAUUCACGCCGUCGGAGUGUCUCUCCAACUUCGUCACCAGUGUCCAGCCCGCUGACGCGUCUAUCUCGCCUUCGCUUCUCACUGAGGGCAGCAGCGCACAGCAUCGUCCUCGCGACGCCUCGUCUCCGCCGUCUCCGGCCAUGUCUCUGUCCGCGGAAUCUCGCGAGGAAGAAGUACAGAGCGCAGACACUGCGGGGCUCUCUUCGUGGAGGUAUUCGUCUUUUUCUCUUUCCAGUUUGUCUCGAGAAGGCGGGCAAGGCGCGGAUUCGCCGGGACACGAUUUCCGGCUUUUGGCGACAGUAGAAGAUGCAAUCCUUCGGGGUUUGCGGCAAGUUGUCGGAGGCACUCAAACCGGCGAAGCACCAGACGAGCAGGCGGCCGCGGUCGGACCCGGUGGGGGGACUUCAGGAAGGUCCGCCAGGCUGCGUGAUGAUAGAGAAUCACUAGUCGCCGGGGAACCGGCGGCAGCACUCGCCGGUGCUUCGGCAACGCACGGGCGAGCAGAGAGGGGUGCGGAGACUGCAGACGCCUCUGGGGGCGGCGAGAGUCUACUUUGUACCGGGCGCGCGCUCGAUCGGGAGAUUCGAGCAGCUUUGGCGAGACCCGACAAAGUUCCCGUGCUCUAUUUCGCGUCUCUCUUGACGCAGCCAGUGCCGCCUUUCGCCGUGUUCCAAGUGUACCUCCACCUGAAAAAAAGAAGCACAGAGCAGCACGGCCUCGUGUGCCAUCGCAGAUGGUGGUCUCCCGAAGAAGACGCAGCUCUCCUGCGCGCCGUCGACACCGUGGGCGUUCAACAGCGAGGCGCGGGGAAGUGGAUGAAAGUCGCCGCCCUUCUCCCUGGGCGCACCAACAACCAGUGCCGAGCCCGGUACCUGUAUCUGGCUGUGGAGGGAAAGCGACAUGGCCUUUUUUCGGCUUUGGAAGACCUCCGACUGCAGGUGCUUGUCUCCUGCUAUGGCAGGGGCUCUUGGGGCAAAAUCGCGAGGCAUCUGCGAGGCCGGACGGAGAUGAAAUGCCGAGAGAGAUAUGAAAAUUGCUUGCACGACGAGGUCAAGUCGCUUCUCUGGACCGCUAGCGAGAUUUCUCUCCUUCGCGUUGCAGCCGAUUUUUUCCACCAGGACUGGCAGGCCGUUGCGCGCGUGAUUGGCGGUCGGCCUGCGCAGCACUGCAGAGAGAAGUUCGCCGAGUUAGAGACGCAAGCAGAGAUGGAAUGUGCCUCGAUUCGCUUUCUUUCGCUGCCGUGGAUUCCUGGUCAGCCAAGAGACGACCUGGAAGCUGAGGGGAGCAUGAAUUUCGCCCUUCAUGUUGGAAGCGAGGCAGACCCGACGCCGCUUGAUGGGGCUGUAUACCCACUGCUUCACCUCAGUGGAAGCUGGACUACGUCUUCCCCCUUCAGGCCGGCUGUCGUCACGUGGGCUCAGGCUCAUCUGGGGUGUCUUCUUCGUCUGUUCGUCUCUGCCUGUCCACAUCUCUUCCCCGAUUCUGUGCGCGAGGCAGCAACUCGCCGCCGACACUCUCCGUCGUCUGCGUCCCUUCCCAUAUCCCCGGGGGAGGCGCCCGGAGCACAGGAAGUCCCUUCCCUUGAGGCAAAGACGAGAGGGGAGACCCGAGAACUGAGCGUCCGACAGAGGCGGACAGACGUGAACGGCACAGGAGAGCGCGAGAGACAGUACCAAGGCAUCGAUGGAGGUCGGUGGCCGGCCGAAGCGCGCUCUGCAGCAAUCGCGUUUGCCAGGUAUCUGGAGGGGCUCUACACCCUGCUCGUCCCCGCGUCUUCUAGUGCAGGCUCGGCUACCUCGGAGGACCGCGGUCUUCCUGCUUCCGACGCUGAUUCCAGGCUUCUCUCAGUCCCUCAAGCAGGCCGUGAAGCUCCUCUGCACCAGGGAGAAAGUGUGGAGGCUAUCAGCCGCGAACCGUCUUCGCCCUCGUUUCCUGCGCGGUGUUCAGAACGGUCCCAGUCUUGCGCCUUCUUUCCGUCUUCUGUCUUAGGAAUGUCUCGCGCAGGCGCUCCUCUUCCGUCUCUCGGCGACCACUCUCCACACGCUGCGCCCCCGCGUCCCCCGGCUUCUGCGCCUGCUCAAGUUUUGUCUGAGGAUUGCAUGCACGCCUCGGAGGCACGGCAGCGGCCUCAAGCGCCUGGGGCAAGUCGCGCGGCUCCUGGCGUGUCCCCCCCGGACGCGUUGGAGCGGCCGGGCGACGACGCAGUCGCGUGUCUCUUCCUGCUCUUCGCGGUAAAGAAAUGCGUCGCCUUCGGCUUAGGUGAGCAUGCGCCGCGACUGCUGAGUUUGUACAAGAAGGGGGUUCGCGAAUGGGGGCUGAAUCCCGCGACGCGGAGCCCCGCAGAGGCGUGUGGAAACAGCCGGGUGGUCCAAAUGGCGGGUUCGCGUUUAGGCCCGCCAGGGCCCUCCAGUCGGUCCAAGAGUGCACGGGAAAUCAGGGGAGAGACCGUGGAGAAUCCGACAGACUUUCAGCUGGCUGUUCCACAAGAUUUCCCUGAAGGGGUCUCUCAGCCUGUUUUGCCGGACCCGAGGCUUCCCGCCGACGUCCCUCCCGCCGCUGCGGUGGGUCUCCUCCGGUGGCUAGCUUUCUCCGGUGCGACUCUUGUCGAAGCCGUGAGAGGCCCGCGGGCGAGUCGGGCACCAGCGCGCUCGGCCACGCUGGAAAGGCAUGUCGACGUGGCAGCUGAGAGGGAAAGGGUUGACCUGGUGCCGCCGAGUCCAGUGUCUGCAGAGCCUGAUGAGGCGCAGGUUUUCGCGGGGUCGGCAGGCACAAGUGAGAGAGCGCGAGGCCGCUCUGUGUUUGGCGAGCUACUGGAGUUCGUGUCUCACGAACGAGGACACAAUUCUCUCUCCGCUGGUCCCGCCAAGCGCCCCUCUCUCAGGUGUCUUCAACAGCGCCCGUUGCCGGUGGCCCUGGUGGAGGCCGCGACGCAGGCGGCAGCGGCCGAAAUGAAACUCCGGGGGCUGGACCGAGAGCCUUCUCGAGGCACUCCAGGAAAUGGGAAAGAGAGAAACAAGCGCAGGGUCCAGCCGUCACGUUCCUCGUCGGUCCCAGAUUCGACAAGCAGGCGCCUGGCGAAGGAGAGGGAGAUUGGCACACAGGGGGCUGUUUUGGGGUCAGAGUUGGGUGAAAAUCUCAGGGUCGAGGACGAGCGGUCGGAGUCCCAGGCGGCUGAAACGUUUUUUCUCUCGCACUCGGGAGAGACGCACGGGUGUGGGGCUCCCGGGAAGGUGAGACGAUACUAUGCAGAAGUGUCUAGCAGGCACAUCUCUGCUCGAGUCCAACGACAGGGAAGGCCAGGGCGAGGCAGAGGGGGGCCGGGAGGAGAUCGACGAGAAGGCUCGGACGCGGCUGCGAGGCAGAGCGGCGAGGUAGAGGAGAUGGGGCAGAGAAGAGACCGGGGGGGGAGCGAAAGCAAGCGAGGGAGAGGUCGCGGCGGCAGAAAGGGAAAGACACAAGAGGGUCAUCCAGCGCCAGGACGCCGUGGAAGAGGACGAAAAGGAAAACCAGGUGAGGUGCGUGAGGCCGCGGGGGAGAACCCGAGUGGCCACCAUCGAGUAGAAGACGGGGCAAGCGAUGAAGAUGGCGCGUCAGUCUCGCGACUGGAAGAAAGACUGGUGGGGACGGAGGCACGGUGCGGAAACGAUGACGGGAGGAGCAAAGCGGUGGAGCGGCGGCGCGCCAUCGUAACGGACGGAAGAGACGAGACAGGCAUCGAGCGAAAUGCUCAGAAGAGAAGAAACCGUGAUGUGGGGAAGAAUCGAGAUGGGAAAGAAAUGAGCCGUCGUGAGAGACUCGCGGAAGACGGCAUCGCCCAAGGUCUGCCCAUUGGGCGUGCAGGAGAGAUUGAUGUGUGUCAGAUGUGCGAGAGAGCUGUGGUAGGCCUUCCACUUCAAGACGGGAGGACGGGAAAGAAAUUUACGGAGGCAGAAGCGUACGCGAUUGCCAGUGAAGUCGCAGCGAAACUCAAGGCAAUGUGCCAAGCGCCAACAUCUGCAGACCAAGCUGCCACUCAGUGA
Messenger RNA from Neospora caninum, 4638 nucleotides. Its product is annotated as Myb, related. The record is from RefSeq and is a predicted model, not a curated record. The coding region runs from base 1 to 4638 and encodes 1545 amino acids. NCBI's taxonomy places the organism in Eukaryota, Apicomplexa, Conoidasida, Eucoccidiorida, Sarcocystidae. The transcript has 7 exons.